AAGCUAGGCAUUUUAUAUGUGCUAAUCAUUUUAGGGUCUGCAGCAACCCUCUGAAAGAGGUAAUAUCUACUUUUUUUCAAACGAGAAAACUAAGAAAAAAUGAAAUCACUUCUUCAAGGUCACUCUCAGGAGCAUCUGAUACCAAAGCCAAUUAAGUUACAAGGUGUUCUCCUUUUUCGAGGAGUGUGUUGGCUCAGGUGUUCCCACCAAUGGAACAACCCAGAUAAUAAAAAACAGUAGAUUCGCAAAGUUUUGCAUUUCCUGAGCAGGAUGGAUGGUAGAGAAAUCUGGUCUAAAAAUAUAGAAAGUACCAAGCAUCCUGGAAACUAACAUUUGUGUAGAUUAUCCAGAUGGCUAUACCUCAGUAGCUGUUGAUGUCUACACCUGAACAGCUUCUUCAUAUUGUCAUCAGCCCAAUAGCUACCUAUGCCUUAUUAGAGGAACUUGAAAAUUCCACCCUCCAGGACAGUGAUGAAUAUUCCAACCCAGCCUCUCUUCCCCUGGAUCAGCAUUCCAGAAAGGAGACUAACCUUACUGAGACUUCAAAGGUUCUUUCCGUUCAGGAUGACACAACCCCCUUGCAGGCGCAGCUCGUGUAUACCACCAAUAUCCAGGAGCCCAAUACGUGCAGUAAGCUCCAAGAGCCAAAGAAAUCACCACUUCCUAAAACCUCAGCAGCCGCUCAGUUGGAUGAGCUCAUGGCCCACCUGUGUGAAAUUCAGGCCAAGGUUGCAGUGAAAACAGAUGUGGGCAAGAAACACUUACCAGACAAGCAGGAUCACAAUGCCUCCCUGGACUCCAUGCUGGGGGAUUUGGAGCAGGACUUGCAGGACCUUGGGAUUGCCACAGUGCCCAAGGGCCACUGUGCUUCCUGCCAGAAACCGAUUGCUGGAAAGAUGAUCCAUGCUCUAGGGCAAGCGUGGCACCCAGAGCACUUCGUCUGCACUCACUGCAAAGGAGAGCUCGGCUCCAGUCCCUUCUUUGAGCGAGGUGGCUUGGCUUACUGCCCCAAGGACUACCACCAGCUUUUUUCUCCGCGCUGUGCCUACUGUGCUGCUCCCAUCCUGGAUAAAGUGCUGACGGCAAUGGACCAGACCUGGCACCCAGAGCACUUCUUCUGCUCUCACUGUGGAGAGGUGUUUGGUGCAGAAGGCUUUCAUGAGAAGGACAAGAAGCCUUAUUGCCGAAAGGAUUUCUUAGCCAUGUUCUCACCCAAGUGUGGUGGAUGCAACCGCCCAGUGUUGGAAAACUACCUGUCAGCCAUGGACGCUGUCUGGCAUCCAGAGUGCUUUGUGUGUGGGGACUGCUUCAGCAGUUUUUCUACUGGUUCCUUCUUUGAACUGGAUGGACGCCCAUUCUGCGAGCUUCAUUACCAUCAGCGCCGAGGAACCCUCUGCCAUGGAUGUGGGCAGCCCAUCACUGGCCGCUGUAUCAGUGCCAUGGGGCACAAGUUCCAUCCAGAGCACUUCGUGUGUGCUUACUGCCUGACGCAGUUAUCAAAGGGCAUCUUUAGGGAGCAGAAUGACAAGCCCUAUUGCCAUUCUUGCUUCAAUAAGCUCUUCCGGCUGUAAUGUUACCUGAACCCACCCACAGCCUCUUCAGAUCCACCAGAAAAUUUAAACCAAGAGAUGAAAGAGUACAAUUGCUAUUACUGACCUUCUGCUUAAUAGGUUUUUAGAGAAAGUAAAGGUGAUGAGCAAAAAGGAACUUAUAGAUGUUACAUGACUAGGCUUAACAAUUUCAAUAUUACCUUCCAUGCUAGCAAUCUAUGUCGUCACUAAAUAAGGCAACAAGCCAAUCAUGUGUUCUCUUGAAAUCCUAACAGUGCCAAUCAAUUCCAGCUCUCUUCCUUCUCCUUUUCCGUCCUCUUCCUCCUCUUCUUCCUCCUUCUCCUUCUCUUCUUCUUCCACUUCUUCUUCUUCUUAUCAGGUACUUGGAUUUAGAUCUGGGUCUUGCUAUCUAGGCCCUCUGCAGAUAUAUUUUCCACGUGCACAUAAUCAAUUUGCCACUGGUUUUCUCGGAUUUCUCCAUUUUCACCCACUACUGAUGCCCUGCUUGUAUCCCCUCCCCUUUGGCCCUCAUAACUGUCCCCUUUAGGUUUCCCCAUUUUCCCAUGGCUCACUUUCCCACAGUCACUGCUGUGGACUUUAUCCACAUUAUCAGGAGUUGUGAUACCACUUGUAAACUUAAACUACCUCUUGCCUCAGUAUAUUUCUCUUUUUCAAGGGGAAGUAGAUUUUAACUGGACAACGUUGAAUACUGACAUCAUUAAUAAAUAAAAUGGCUUGCAGUU
Messenger RNA from Trichechus manatus latirostris (Florida manatee), 2293 nucleotides. It is a transcript of the gene LPXN, whose product is annotated as leupaxin. The transcript has 9 exons. NCBI's taxonomy places the organism in Eukaryota, Metazoa, Chordata, Mammalia, Sirenia, Trichechidae. The record is from RefSeq and is a predicted model, not a curated record. Bases 375 to 1571 code for a protein of 398 amino acids.